UUUGGUUUGCUAGAUUCUAUUUGUCAACCUCCGUCUCUGCUCCUGUUUCUUCUUCGAAAACCCUUAAACUGAAGAAGCACAAAAACAAAAAGAAGGGUUUUGUAAACCAUGGAGAAGGUUUCAGCAGCUUGCGCCAUGGAAUGGAGCAUCAAGCUCGAGAAAUCUCUUCGUUCUAAAAAUCCAGUUAGAGCCGUUGAAGUUAUCUUAGAGACUGGUGGGAAGCUUGAACAAUGGAGCAAAGAACCAGAGCCUGCAGUUGCUGUUUACAAUUUAUUUGGUUUGCUUCCUGAAGAAGAUAAGCUCUUUUCCAAUACUAUCUUGUUGAGGCUAGUUGACGCGUUUUGUGUCGGGGAUAAGCUUAUUAAGCUUGCUGUUGUCCGGGUUUUUAUGUCGAUGUUCAAGCAAAGUCGAAGAAAGAACAUAAGCGAAUCUGCAACUUGGUUUUUGUCAAAGGCUAGGGUGUAUAACCACUUGGAACUUCUGAAACGAGUGAAGAAUGUUUAUGAUAAGGGUGAUACUGAGACAAAAGCUUUGGCUUUGAUUCUGUUUGGUUGUUGGAGAGAUUUCGCUAGCGAAUUUGCUCCAGUUCGGUUCUUGAUUUUCACCAGUAUGGUUUCUUCACAUGACCUGGAGGUAAGAUCAGCUUUGUUUGCUGCAGCUUUCUUUUGUGAAGUAGCAGAUGACUUUGCUUUGGUUGUUUUGGGGAUGUUAUAUGACAUGGUGAAGUUCCCAGAUAUAAUGCCAAAGACCAGGUUAGCUGCUGUGCGAGUUUUUGCAAAAAUGGGAUGCUCGCAUGCAAUUGUUAAUAGAGCAUUCAAGAUUUGUAUGAAGCUAAUGCUGGAAUCCCCAAAAGAGGACAAUUUGGUUUCGUUCCUGGUUUCCCUGACUAAGCUUGCUUCAAGAUCUACUUAUCUUACUUCUGAACUGGCAAAGGUUAUUAUACCCUUUCUGGGUGAAGAUAAGACUUCUCAUGUUCGAGCUGCGGUAUUGAGAUGUCUUCACUUUCUCAUAGAAAGAGGGAUGUGUUUCUCUCUUGUCCAUGAAAGAGAAAUUGCAAGUGUGUCAAGCUUGCUAAAGCAAGAAGAGCUCUCAUCAGAUAUGCAACUUAAAGCUCUUCAAAUUUUUCAGAAGAUACUUGUCUACAAAAUAUGCAUGGCUGAUGCAUCUGAACUACAUCAGCUCGUAGCUAUUGUUGAGAAUGCAUCUCAAUCUCAGAUCUUCUCAAGCAGUUGUUUUGCUAUCAGUAUUUUGGUGGGUAUAUGGAUAGAAAUAGUUCGGACAGCAGAAAUAAGAUCAACUGAGGUUUCUUUAACACCUCUUCCGCUGCAUCUCGUUGUAUUAAUUAUGGACAGAGUCACCUUGCUAGGACGCUUAUGUUCGGAUCCUUUUCAAGGUGACUAUGCACUAGUUGGUGAGGUUCAAGACCUCUUCAAUGUUCUCCACCUAUUACUAGGAAAACAUUCUGAACUGAGGCUGCUAGUUCUUGACAAAGUCAUGUUAUUCCUAGAGUAUAUUGUGAACCUAAUUGAUGGCUUACGAAAACCAGAUGGAGCUCAUGAACUGCUGCUUAGUGUUAUCAAUUAUCAAGGCAAAAGAGGGGCGGUCAUGAGGUCAGAAUUUCUAGCAUCAAUACACAAGUUCCUGAUAGUGUUCUUGGAGAAUCUCGAGGGCGAUGAUUCUCUUUUUUCUCAAGUUUAUGAAAAGGUGAAGCAUAUCACUGAGUGUGUACGUUCAUGCAGCUUCUUUGAUUUCCACACACAAAUGGUAUAUACUCUGCUAUUACAUUCUCCCGUUUUUUGGGGAUUCCCUGUGAAUGAUGAUGCAGAAGGAAAGUCAGGGGUCUCAUUUGUUGCUGAUAUAGUUAACUACGGAAUCGUUUCUCUUGACUGUUCAAAUCAAAUUUUAAUGGAAAGAAACUACUGGCCUGCUUACAGAGUUGGGGUUUAUGCAGCACGUUUGGGUGCUUGGGUCAUCUCUGCUUUGAUUUUUGACAAGCUGAAAAUUAACGUCCAGUCUGAUAUUAACUGUCUUUGGUUAAAGUCAUUAACCUAUUUAUCUCGUGCUGAGGGGAAAUACCAACUGCUUUUCACACCAGGUGAUAAUUUCAAGUUAGUCAAUUGGUUGAGAAGUAGCGGUUAUUUGCCAGAACUCUCCAUAGAGGCAUCUGGAGAGUUUGCUCACUGUGUAGCUCUUCAUGAUGCUUAUAUGAAUUUACAGUCGUCUUUGGGAAUGUUGGGAAAUAUUAUAGCAUCGGGUGAAUUGUUCUGUUUCCAAACUUGGUUCUUGGUUUUAAGGACUCGGGGAGUGGAACUUGUGAUUGAUCUCGUUGAAACCCUCGGGCUGCUUAACCAAGAUAUCCGCAAUAAGAAGCUGGUGGAGAAAACGACCUUGAUUGGUUGCAGUUCUCUGCAACAGCUUCCUCGAAUUUCUAUUCAGCUACAAGAGUUGGCAAAAGAUUUUGAUAUGUUGGCGAAGUGUUAUUUAGACAUAGACGACAACAGUUUUAGCAUUAUCACAACAUUUUCACUGAGCUGUUCAGUUCUGGCUUUUGCUGCUGGAAUAGUUCUUUUCCUCUCAGAUUUUUCUUUUCAUGAAGCAAUGGUUCCUUUCACUUCACAAAGUGAUCUGUGCUCGAGGCUUGUAGAGGAUUUAGUUCAACGGCUGGGGAAAGUGGACCCUGAAAUUUGUGAAAAGCUCAACUUACUCAAUAAGGCAAACAAAACAUUAGACUGUCUACACCGGCAACCUAGGAAUCAGGUAUUGAGAGUUUGUGUCAAGGUGAAGAUGCUGCUCUCUAUUUGCAGAGAUGCUCUUGCAUGCAUUUAUGGAUUGCAGAAUCUGUCAAUAUCAAUGCAAAAAGAGGAGAUUAUGUCUGGGAUUACUGAAAGUUGCAGGAGUCUACUUUCACAAGCAAUUAUGAAAUGGAUGCAGAUUCCUUUUGGCAUUCCAAAACAUUUCUUCCACAUAAGGCCUUGUGUUGGUGCCGAGCUAUUUGCUCUUAGUUCAGGUGGUAGCAAGCAUACUCCUGAUACAGUUUCAGUGGAACAAGGGUUUCAACUGUCACUAGAUCUUUGUCUUCAGUUGAAAAACGUACAACAACGGCAAGCCCCUGUUAGGAUUAACAAACUGUAUUGCCUUCUCUAUUCUAAACUAGCUUAUCACACUCCAACUCAGCACGGUGAAACCAACAGAAACCAAAAGUCUUAUUCCCCUUGGAGAGAUGAAGAUCUGGAAGAAAUGAGUAACAAGCUAUAUCAUCAUGCUAUAAAGUCUAGUAAGAAGCUGGAAGUUUCAGGUCGAUCUGAUUGGACCAAGGAUGGUGUUUCCACGAUUGCGCAGUUCGAACCAAAUGAGAGAGGACAAGGGUUCUCGAGCUGCUUGCUAGAUGUUUCGCGCUUCCCAGUUGGCUCAUAUAAAAUAAAAUGGCUAAGCUGUUGCAUUGAUCAACAUGGUUCUUACUGGAAUCUCCUACCUCUCAAUGGAAAACCUGUGUUUACAGUUAAGAAAGCUUCGUGACUAAAAUAUUAAACCAAGUGCGUCUCACAGCUCUUUACUUUUGAUAUAAGAUCCAAGGAGGAUCUAGUUUGGGAGCAAGCAAAAAAAAGAGACAGUGAUUGGAUUGAUGUAGAAGCUUGUGACUAAUCUCGAGAUUUGCAAGUGAGUUUUGAGCAACCAAUUAAAAUCAAUCUCGGGUCUGGUGGUCAGUGGCUCAGUGCAGACAUUGAAGGGUUUUGGUUCCUCCAGAAGCUACACACAUGAGAGAUGUUUGCUUCAACGCUAUUUAGUUGAACCAUCUUUUUAUUGGUUAUGUUAUAUAUGUUAUGUACUGUAGACUAUGAGGAUCCUUGAAAUGUAAAUAAGUUAAAAAUUUUGUUUAAUUAAAAUAUAUUGGUUCAUA
Capsella rubella is the source of this 3898-nucleotide messenger RNA. RefSeq lists its product as uncharacterized. The transcript has 7 exons. Bases 109 to 3516 code for a protein of 1135 amino acids. Gene Ontology annotation, biological process: snRNA 3'-end processing. NCBI's taxonomy places the organism in Eukaryota, Viridiplantae, Streptophyta, Magnoliopsida, Brassicales, Brassicaceae. The record is from RefSeq and is a predicted model, not a curated record. Gene Ontology annotation, cellular component: integrator complex.